GUUGAAGGGGGCGGAUUGAGAAGGGGAGGACAAGAUGGGAGGAGGACAAGAAAGAGAUGGGCGGAGCGGGAGCGAUUAGCAUUUUCUUGUGUUUUGUUGUUUGAACCAUCAUCAUCGUUUAGGAGUGGAGCGCGGGUGACAGGCAGGGCAUGGGAUGGAUACCCGGGUUUUCGUCUUUUUGCUGGGCGUGUUCGUUCGGGUCUCGUUCGGGUUGGGUUUGGGUUGGUUGCGAAGCGGGUUCAUCGUCACGACACCACACCGUCCGGUCGUUCUUUUCAUAUGUAUAUCUUUGCUUGGCUGUCAUGAAGUCCAUGGGCGGGGAUGGAGGGGGAAGAGGGGUUCAAGAAGCGUGCUGCUCGGAGUUUCCGUUAUCGAUGCUAUAGCUAUCACGAGCAUGAUCAUGAAGGAUGGCGUUCGGCUCGGGUUGGUUUGGUCCGGUUCCUGGGUGCGUAUCAGAGGUGGAGGUUCAUAGCGUCGGUAGGAGUCGGCAACGCAUUCAACAAGCGGUGUUGUUAUUCGUGU
Messenger RNA from Chaetomium fimeti, 522 nucleotides. RefSeq lists its product as uncharacterized. The transcript has a single exon. NCBI's taxonomy places the organism in Eukaryota, Fungi, Ascomycota, Sordariomycetes, Sordariales, Chaetomiaceae. The record is from RefSeq and is a predicted model, not a curated record. The coding region runs from base 155 to 472 and encodes 105 amino acids.